Messenger RNA from Oryzias latipes (Japanese medaka), 2411 nucleotides. RefSeq names its product adaptor related protein complex 2 subunit mu 1. The record is from RefSeq and is a predicted model, not a curated record. Gene Ontology annotation, cellular component: clathrin adaptor complex. Gene Ontology annotation, biological process: intracellular protein transport; vesicle-mediated transport. NCBI's taxonomy places the organism in Eukaryota, Metazoa, Chordata, Actinopteri, Beloniformes, Adrianichthyidae.
CUAGGCAGGCCUGGGCGCGGUUAACACCCAGCCAUCGUACUGGCCGCGCCUUUUCUUCCUGUCAGCGGAACAGGCGUGCGUAAGGACGGCGAGUCAGCUGACAGUUAUCGGGGGACCGGGGCAGCGGGUGUGUGAGCAGAGAUUCUGCUCUGCAGACGUUAUAUUUAAGACCAGGCGGGAAGGGAAAAACUCCUGGUGUUGGUGAGAGGACCAAGGUGGUGUUUGGUUUCAUCAUGGCAAGGUGUGUUUGAGAGGCAGCCACAAUGAUUGGAGGACUGUUUAUCUACAACCACAAGGGGGAGGUCCUGAUCUCCCGUGUCUACCGAGAUGACAUAGGACGUAACGCCGUGGACGCGUUCCGCGUGAACGUGAUUCACGCCCGGCAGCAAGUGCGAUCCCCAGUGACCAACAUCGCCCGCACCAGCUUCUUCCACGUCAAACGCUCCAACAUCUGGCUGGCGGCCGUCACCAAGCAGAAUGUCAACGCUGCCAUGGUGUUCGAGUUCCUCUACAAAAUGUGUGACGUCAUGACGGCCUACUUUGGCAAGAUCAGCGAGGAGAACAUCAAGAACAACUUUGUGCUCAUCUAUGAGCUGCUGGAUGAGAUUCUGGACUUUGGUUAUCCCCAGAACUCUGAGACCGGGGCCCUAAAGACUUUCAUCACCCAGCAGGGCAUUAAGGGACAGCACCAGACAAAAGAGGAGCAGUCUCAGAUCACCAGCCAGGUGACGGGACAGAUUGGCUGGCGUCGUGAGGGCAUCAAAUAUCGCCGCAAUGAACUAUUCCUGGAUGUGCUGGAAAGUGUGAAUCUGCUCAUGUCUCCACAAGGCCAGGUCCUGAGCGCCCACGUGUCGGGUCGUGUUGUGAUGAAGAGCUAUCUGAGCGGAAUGCCAGAGUGCAAAUUUGGAAUGAAUGACAAGAUUGUUAUCGACAAGCAGGGCAAGGGAGGAGCGACUGACGAUGCAGCGAAGAGUGAUUUAGGGGGAGGAAGUGGGAAGCAGUCGAUUGCCAUCGACGACUGCACCUUCCACCAGUGUGUGCGUCUGAGUAAAUUUGAUUCUGAGCGGAGCAUUAGCUUCAUCCCUCCUGAUGGAGAGUAUGAGCUCAUGAGGUACCGUACUACUAAGGAUAUCAUCCUGCCAUUCCGAGUCAUUCCUUUGGUCCGGGAGGUGGGUCGCACUAAACUGGAAGUCAAGGUGGUCAUCAAGUCUAAUUUCAAACCCUCUCUGCUGGCUCAGAAGAUCGAGGUGCGAAUCCCAACACCCCUCAACACCAGCGGAGUGCAGGUGAUCUGCAUGAAGGGAAAAGCCAAAUACAAGGCCAGUGAGAACGCCAUUGUUUGGAAGAUCAAACGCAUGGCUGGAAUGAAGGAGUCUCAGAUCAGCGCUGAGAUCGAGCUGCUGCCCACCAAUGAUAAAAAGAAAUGGGCCAGGCCUCCCAUCUCUAUGAACUUUGAGGUUCCUUUUGCUCCGUCUGGCCUGAAGGUCCGCUACUUGAAGGUGUUCGAGUCCAAGCUCAAUUACAGUGACCACGAUGUGAUCAAAUGGGUGCGGUACAUCGGCCGCUCCGGCAUCUAUGAAACGCGCUGCUGAAGCUGGACACCACCAGGCGGCGAUCUGACCACUUCCCUGUUAAGAAUUUGUUUCCUUCUUUCUCCUCCUCCUCUUGUCUUCUUUUCUCCCUUCAGUCUCAUCACUUCUCUCCUAUCAUCCCUCCUUAAAUGGGUGUUGGCGACUGAAUUUGCAUCAUAAAUAAGAGAAAAAAAUAAAUAUGGUAUAAUGCACAGAUAUAUGCAAAAUGUGAACCAUUGUAUCGUUUCUAUCUAGUAGUGGUGAGUAAAUUUGUGAACCAACUGGUGUCUGAAAGGAAAACCAAGCGUGUCAGAGGGAGGGGAGGACUGGGACUUGGAAUGAGUGCUCUGUUGUUUAGUCAGUGUUGUUGCUCCACUUUCUACUCAUUUUAGACAUGACAGUUACAGUUGGUGAGAUGGUUUCUUGAUGUCAUUUCUCUGUACAUUUACUCAAAAACAAUUGAAUAUCUGAACAUUUUUCCCCCAGAAUUUGAAUACGAAAACUUUCAAAAUAGUCUUCUUUUUUUGGGUGUAGUUUAAAAAUGACUUAGAUGUUUGUUUUUUGUAUUAUUCCUUUUCUGCGCUCUUUAAUGCGUUGUCACAGAAUUUCAGAGGCAAAAGUUGCUGUUGUCCCCGAUGUGCUACUUAAGUCGUACCCCCCCACACACACACACGUUAAAGCACUAAGAUGAACUUUGUCACACUAGUAGAUGUGAAGAUCAGUCCCUGGAGUGUUUGCAGUGACAUGAGGUCUCCCCCGGUGUUUGCUUCGCCACCGUUAGCUUCUUCAUGUUUGUAGCCCUGGUGACUGUUCUGUCCAAUAAACUAUGUAACCAAACCA